UGACAGGCAGGUAAAAUCACUGGCGGUAAUAUAGAACAGUGCCCUGAUUGGCUGAUACGCAAUCCCUCUCCAUCCCUAUGGAUGCUUGCUGCUGUUCAUUGUAUUGAUAAACUGCUUGCUUAUUCACUCGCAUCCAGCAUCUUCGCUUUGGCUGGAGAAAUAUUAGGCUAAAUUAAUUCAGUAUUGGCGUUAUCAUAGCGAAUAAGAGAGGAGGAAAGCAAACAACAUGACCAUCAGAAAUGUACGGGAUCAUGGACAGAGGUUCCGACCGAGGAUGGCAUGUCUCAAAAAGGUGGAGGCUGUGAUGCUGGAGAUGCAGGAUCCAAAGACUGGAGUCAAGUCACAACCCCAGAAACUGGUUAUCACUACUAUACCGCACGCUAUCACAGGUGAGGAUGUCGUGACAUGGCUAGCCAACCGUUACACUAUAGAGGCAGAAGAAGCGUGGGCUCUGGGCACCAUGUUGGUGGCGUUUGGGUACAUCUAUCCCCUCCAGGAUCAUAAACGACUAGUCAUCAAACCAGACACAGCCCUCUACCGCUUUCAGACACCAUACUUUUGGCCGGCCCAGCAGUGGCCUGUAGAGGACACAGACUAUGCAAUCUACCUGGCCAAGAGAAACAUCCGCAAGAAAGGAGUUCUAGAGAUUCAUGAACAGGAGCAGUAUAACGGCCUUCACAAGUGGAUGAACCAUAAAUGGGACUUCAUUGUGAUGCAGGCUAAAGAACAGUACAGGGCGGGGAAGGAGAGGAAGAAGCCUGAUCGUGCGGUAUUUGACUGCCAGGAGAGAGCCUACUGGGUUGUACACAGACCUCCGCCAGGGACCGUCAGUGCAAUGGACUACGGACUAGAACGCAUGGUAGACCCCAACGCAGAGGAGAAAGAAACUUCAGACUUCUUCAGAAGAAUUAUGAUUUUUACCCAGCAGUCCAUCAUGAGGCCGAGGGUCAAGUCGUCUGUCUCUAUCGGAGCUCUGGUGAAAUACUCCGUCACCUGUAAUAAGCACGACCCUUUCCUAGCCCCCUGUCUCCCUAGCAACCCCUGGAUCACCGAUGAUGUCACGUACUGGUUGCUCAACAUGGCCAAUGUGGAUAUUCCUACUAAGAUGCGUGUGGAGAGGUGGACGUUCAGUUUCGGGGAGCUGCUCUCUGACCCUCGAGGCAGAGAUGACUUUAGACUCUUCCUCAAGAAGGAGUUCAGCGGUGAGAACCUGGCAUUCUGGGAGGCAUGUGAGGAUCUGAAGUGGGGAACGGCUGCUACCAUGAACGAGAAGGCCCAGCAGGUCUACAAGACUUUCUUGGCGCGUGGCGCCCCCCGGUGGAUCAACAUUGACGGGAAGACCAUGGAGGUGACAGUUAAAGGGUUGAAACACCCUCACAGAUACGUACUGGAUGCAGCUCAGACACACAUCUUCAUGCUGAUGAAGAAGGACUCUUAUGGGCGGUACCUGAAGUCUCCAGUGUUUAAGGACACUCAGAAGAGGGCCAUCGGUCCUGAUCAACACAGGUUCAGUGUGUCCCAGUUGGAGGCCAAUGCCAGGAAGCGUCGUCCCAGCAUCAGUCCCAUCAUCGUCCGCCAGCAGGAGAAGGAGGAGAGAGCCAGGAUGGCCACCAGUGGCCCUGUGGACAUCACACAGCUGUGUCGCUUUACAGCACCCGUCCCCCACCUCGCGGUCUACUCCGGCCCCCCCUCCUCCUCCCCGGCCUCACCCCCUUUCCCCUUCCGUCUCCCCCACACCCCCACCUGCCCUUCACCCAUCAGCGUAACCAUAGACAGCACCCCCGCCUCAGAACGCAGGUGGGAGGAAGGAAGAGGAGGUGGGCUGGAGGGGGUAGAGGCGGGCCCUGAGUGCUGGGGGACAGCUGUCUCUUCUCGUUCCCGUAUGGCUCUCUCAUUGGGCCGUCUGUUGAGGCGGGGCUGUACUUCCUCCACGGUAUUCGCCAGCCUGUCACCCAAAUGUCCUGCCCCCGCCGGGACCAGCAGCCGCGUUCAGCCUAUCAGCACGGAGCAGCCCAGCCAAGCCCCGCCCAGACGCAUUGCCAAUUUUUUCCAGAUCAAGGUGGACAUCCCUCCAGAGUGUCGCAUCUACCCCAUCGACUCAGAGGAUGAGGAGGAGAGUGGGGGGGCGUCGAGAAGGGGAGGAGGAGGAGGAGGAGGGCAGGUGAAGGAGAUCAUCUGUCCCUGGGAGAGUGUGACACCUCAUGAGGGGGCUGGGUAACAAACACACACACAUUCACGCACAAAUGCACAACACACACAGAGAUGGACACACACGGACACAGCUGAAUCCUUACCGUAAUCCUUAAUUUAACCAAACUGAUCGCUCUCUCGCACCUACCAGGUGACGGUCAUUCAAUUCAUACAUCAAUGCUCUGGACAUUCAGAAGUAGCAGAAGCUAGUCAAAGCUAGCUGAACGUUGCCCACUGACAUCAACCCAGCUCUUGAUUAUAUGAGUCUACUGGGAGUUUGCACAACACCUCUCAGCAAUGUACGUAUUUAUAUAUAUAUUCUAGUGAGUUAAACUCUGUUUACUUUUCUGACGUUAGGUCUACAGUGUGUCUCCACCAUGCUGCUGCUCUGUAGAGUUUUGCGUGAGGCUUCUCUGCUGUUUUAUGUAGCUUUGUAGUACUCUAGUCCAGGACUCGGACUUGACUCGACCAGUGGUGACUUGGGACUUGGACUCGGACUUGACUCGGACUCGACCAUUGGUGACUCGGACACAGGUCACGAUUUUCAUGGCUCGUGACUCGACUUGGACUUGACCAGUGGUGACUCAGACUCGGACUCGACCAGUGGUGACUCAGACUCGGACUCGACCAGUGGUGACUCAGAUUUGGACUCGACCAGUGGUGACUCAGACUUGGACUCGACCAGUUGUAACUUUGUUGUCAGACAAUCUCUCUCUUCUGCAUAAUUCAACAUACAUUUUAGAUAACUGUAUUGUCUAUUUAAUAGCCUUACAAAUGUGCCACACUGUAAUGAAAUUAAACUUUAAAAUGUUUGAACAGCAACGUUUAACACUAUCAAGUGACUUGGACACAAGGUUUACUGACUUGCCUAAAUCACUGUUUCAUACAGACUCCUGUUGGGUAGCCUUUGUCUUUAUCUUUAGGGGUUAAGUGAUGUUUUUCCAUAGUGUCUUUCCUAAUGGACAGUGCAGUGAGUUAACUAACAGAAUGUAUUUUACCCUCUACCUUUAAUGUGUUUACAGAGACCAGAAUGUGACACGUGAACAGUAUUGUAUGAUUUCUUGUGUAAGUGCCUCAAUAAAUGACUAAACAUGA
This is a messenger RNA of Oncorhynchus tshawytscha (Chinook salmon), 3285 nucleotides long. RefSeq names its product regulator of G-protein signaling 9-like. NCBI's taxonomy places the organism in Eukaryota, Metazoa, Chordata, Actinopteri, Salmoniformes, Salmonidae. The coding region runs from base 227 to 2218 and encodes 663 amino acids. The transcript has 19 exons. Gene Ontology annotation, biological process: regulation of G protein-coupled receptor signaling pathway; G protein-coupled receptor signaling pathway; intracellular signal transduction. The record is from RefSeq and is a predicted model, not a curated record.